AGGACGCACUCCGGAGCUAAAGCAAGUGGAGGCAACACGUACUGGGGAUAUUUUAACGGGUUGAGGAUAUAUCACCGCCUGGAUAGCCGUUCCCUCGCGACGAAGAUGGAAUCGCGCAGCAGAUAUUGGACCUUUACUUUCAUGGUGUUAAGUGUAUUUACAUCAGCGCUAGCUGCCAAUAAUUAUUACUGUGACGAGCCGCUGGUGGCACCUCUUCCUCAGUCCUCCUUCGAGAGCUCGUCGAAGUCCUCCGAAAGCCAGCCCCCAUACCUCGCCAAGCUCAACAGCAGAGACGGAGGGGGCGGGUGGGCCCCACAGCGCGCGGACCGGCACCCCUGGCUGCAGGUGGACCUCCGGGACAGGGUGGAGGUGACGGCCAUCGCCACCCAGGGCCGUCACGGCAGCCUGGACUGGACCACGGGCUUCCUGCUGCUGUUCAGCGACACGGGCCGCUCCUGGAAGCAGUACCGGCAGGAGGAGGGAGUGUGGAUGUUCCAGGGCAACACAAAUGCAGAAGGUGUGGUUCACUACAAGUUCCCCCAGGCUAUCAGGACCCGGUUCCUGCGCUUUGUUCCCCAGGACUGGAACCCCCAAGGCUGGAUAGGGUUCCGGGUGGAGGCGUACGGCUGUGCAUACAAGUCGGACGUGGCGGACUUUGACGGCAGAAGUUCGCUGCUCUACCGGUUCAACCAGAAGUCCAUGAGCACAGUGAAGGAUGUCAUCUCACUCAAGUUCAAGAGUCAGCAGGGAGAGGGUGUGCUGGUGCACGGGGAGGGCCAGUGGGGCGAUUACAUCACCCUGGAGCUGCACAAAGGCAGGCUGGUCCUGCACCUCAACCUGGACGAUGCCAAGCUCCGCUCCGGCAGUGGGCAGGUGUCGGUGACCCUGGGCAGCCUAUUGGAUGAUCAGCACUGGCAUUCGGUUCUCAUCGAGCGCUUCGGUAAGCUGGUCAACUUCACCGUGGACAAGCACACGCAGCACUUCCGCACCCAAGGAGAGGGGGAUUCACUGGAGGUGGACUAUGAGCUCAGUUUCGGAGGCAUCCCGUUGCCCGGGAAGCCGGGGACGUUCCUGAGGAGGAACUUCCGUGGCUGCAUUGAGAACCUCUACUACAACGGGGUCAACAUCAUCGACCUGGCCAAGCGGCGCAAGCCCCAGAUCUACAGUGUGGGUAACGUGACCUUCUCCUGCUCGGAAACGCAGCAGGUGGCAGCGACGUUCCUGAGCUCCAGUGCCAGCUUCCUGCUGCUCCCGGCGGAGGCCGCGGCCGAGAGCGUGGUCGUGCGCUUUCAGUUUCGCACCUGGAACGCCGACGGCCUGCUGCUCUCCAUGCCCCUGGCCCAGGGCGGCGCCCACCUGCUGCUCUACCUCAGCGGGGGUCAGCUCUGCCUCACCCACCGCGACUCAACGCAGGGGCAGUCCGAGAUUCUGACUGGACACUUGAUGCAUGAUGGUCUGUGGCAUUCGGUCAGUCUCUCUGCCAAGGGCCCGCUGGUCAACUUGACUCUGGACGUCGGGCUGGCCUGGGUCCUGCAGCUUAACAACCACUUUGCCUCCGGCAGGGCACUCUUCUUUGGAGGAUGCCCUGGGAUGCUGACUGAGCCCGGAUGUAAGAACCCCACCUCGGCUUUCCAGGGCUGCAUGCGUCAGAUCUUCAUCAACAGUCAGCUGGUGGACCUGUUCCGUGUGCAGAAAGGGCUGUUGGGCAACUACAGCGAGCUGCAGAUCGACGUCUGCGGCAUCUGGGACAGAUGCUUACCCAAUUUCUGUGAACAUGGAGGGCAGUGUUCCCAAUCCUGGACUUCCUUCUACUGCAACUGUUCUGGGACAGGAUACAGUGGAGCCACCUGCCAUAACUCUGUUUAUGAACCAUCUUGUGAAGCCUACAGUCAAAUUGGGAGCUCCUCUGGAUACUUCUCCAUAGAUCCCGACGGGAGUGGUCCCCUGGGCCCCACGCUGGUUUACUGUAACAUGACAGGGGACCGGGUAUGGACAGUGGUCCCCCACAACAACUCAGAGGCCGUGAGAGUGAAAGGGUCCACGCUACAGAGACCCUACACCAUGAGCUUCAACUACAGUGCCUCGUCUGAACAACUGCGUACCCUGGUGCUUGGAUCUGAGCAGUGUCAACAGGAAGUGGUCUAUCACUGCAGGAAAUCCCGCCUCUUCAACACCAAAGUGGGGACCCCUCUCUCCUGGUGGAUGGACAGGAAUGGGGAGAGACGCACCUACUGGGGGGGCUUCUUGCCUGGAGUGCAGCAGUGCUCCUGUAGCCUGGAUGGGAACUGUAUCGAUAUGAACUACUUCUGCAACUGCGACGCUAACAGAGACUCCUGGGCGAAUGACACUGGACUCCUCUCCUACAAAGACCAUUUGCCGAUGAGUGAAAUCGCAAUCGGAGACACAAACAGGACGGGUUCCGAAGCCAUCUACAAAAUCGGGCCGCUGCGUUGCUAUGGGGACAGAUUGUUCUGGAACGCGGCGUCUUUCUACCUGGCGUCGUCGUACCUCCACUUCCCCACCCUCCAGGCAGAACUCAGUGCUGACAUCUCCUUCUACUUCAAGACCACCACGCCUUCCGGGGUCUUCCUGGAGAACAUGGGGGUUAAGGAUUUCAUCCGUGUGGAGCUCAGCACUCCACUGUCAGUGGCAUUCACCUUCGACGUGGGCAAUGGCCCCGUGGUCCUGCUGGUGAAAUCCCACAUUCCGCUGAAUGAUAAACAGUGGCACUAUGUGCGGGCGGAGAGAAACGUGAAGGAGGCAUCCCUGCAAGUAGACCAGCUGCCCCUGCGUUUCCUGGAAGCCCCUGUCAACGGUCACUUCCGUCUGCAGCUCAACGGCCAGCUGUUUGUGGGAGGGACGAUGUCGCGGCAGAGCGGGUUCCUGGGAUGCAUCCGGGCGCUGAAGCUGAACGGGAGGACCCUGGACCUGGAGGACCGGGCGAGGACGGCGCCCGGGGUCAGCCCCGGCUGCCCGGGACACUGCAGCAGCGACAGCCUGUGCCAGAACGGGGGCCGGUGCGUGGAGAAGAGGGGGGGCUACGCCUGUGACUGCACGCACUCCGCCUACGGGGGCCCGCACUGCAGGAAAGAGGUGUCUGCAGCGUUCGACAGGGGCUCCUCCGUCACAUACACCGUGCGAGAGCCGGUCUCCUUCCUGCGUAACGACAGCGGCCUGCCCUCCGGCGCCCGUGGCGAGAACAGGAAGUCGCGGGAGAACGUGGCCUUCAGCUUCCUCACCGCACAGGCCCCCGCCAUGCUGCUGACAGCCAGCUCCCGCCCUCAGCAGCACAUGGCCGUCACCCUGGCGCACAACGGAAGCUUACAGAUCUGGUACCACUUUGGUAAGGAGAGCACACCAGAUGUGUUCACCCCACAGUCAACCAGCCUGGCAGAUGGGCAGCUCCAUCGGAUACAGAUACACCGGGAGGGGAAGGACGUUUACGUCCAGAUUGACACAGAUAUUAGCAGGAAAUACAGACUGGCAUCUGAGCUGAACACAAUAAAAUCCCUAACUUUGGGAAAAGUCUUAGGAAGUGAGGGCAUGGAUGCGGAAGUGGUUCUGGCCGGCUCCAGGGGAUUGGUCGGCUGCCUCUCCGCCGUCCAGUUCAACCAGGCCGCGCCACUCAAGGCGGCGCUGAGGAAUCGGGGCGGCUCAUUGGUCAGCGUGCAAGGUCACGUGACGGAAUCCAACUGUGGGGCGUUGACCAGCGUGAGCACCUUCACCACCUCCUAUUCCCUCUCAGAUCACUCAGAGAACAUUGACAGGGGUAAAGAACCCCUGAAAAAUGCAAACCAAAGUGAUUCAGUGGUAAUUGGAGGCGUGAUCGCAUCAGUGGUCUUCAUCACCCUCUGCGUGGUGGCGGUCAUGACCCGCUACAUGUACCAACACCGGCAGUCCUCGCAGGCCGGGGCGGGCAAAGAGAAGGACCACCGGCACAGCCUGGACCUGCCCCGCCGCACUGAGCUGGACCUCCAGAGCUCGGCGCGGGACAGGAAAGAGUACUUCAUCUGACCCCGGAAGCCUCUGCAGCACCACUGAUACCGACCCCAAAGCCCUCCCCUCUUCACCGACCGCUCCCCUGCCCUGACCGACCGUCUGCCUGGAACGAGGUCUGUGGGGAGCGGGCGUGGCUGUGGCUUCAGACUUGUCCUUGUCAACUGGGCAUUCUCCAAAAUGGGGGACAGACACUUUCAGACUAUAGGUAGCAAGUAGGCCAAAAAAAAAAAGAACUCAGAUUUGUCGUAUUGUGGGGGCAAAAGUAAUGGGAGAGGACAGGGUCAGUACAUAUUUCUGUAGAACGCUCGUGGUGUAUUGUGUUCAAAAAAUGUGAUAAAAGUGAACACAGGCUGUGAGCUUUGAUUGUUCGAAAUGCUAAGGUCAAAGGUUAAAGCACCAAAAUGUUAAAAGGUCAAGAGCAGUGAAAACAUAAAUAAAACAGGAAGCAUAUUCUGUCCCUGUAUCACACCUGGAAGGAUUUGCAUUCUUCAGGAGAUAUUUAACUCUUACAAGGGCUCCAGCCUGUCAACGGUUAUGCUAAAACACUAAAAUAUACAGCCUAACACACAGGACCUCCUACCCCCCAAUCCACCCCAAUACAGCAUAUACUGGGAGUGGAGAGCACAAGGUUUAUUAAGAUGGAGCUAGCAGUUGGUCAGAGGUCAUUUCUGGUAAAAGGUUGGUCAUAUUUCUUUCAUAUUUCUGUCAGCGAUAUUUCUGCCGUCAACGGUGAUCAAGAAAAAUCCGGAACAUCCCAUGCAGUGUCUUAUACAGUUAUCCCCUGUGUUUGCCUGUGCAUGCACUGACUUGCAGUGUUUUUGUAAACUCCUACAAAAAGUCAAUGUCAGAACUAUUUGCCGAACCCCAAAUUCACGGAGCUGUCAGACGAAUUGCGGCCAGCCCCCGCGCCGUUAUCGUAAAUACAAUCCCUUUGACCGCAUCUGUCUCCUGCUGCAUUGUUUGAUGGAGGCAGCUGCAGCGUCUUCCAUCUGCUGUCAACAUCUGCUCUCGGCCCGCAGGAAACCGACGCAUCAAAACCUGCCGACAAUUCUGUCUGCCCAAGGGCUUUCAGACGCCCUCAUAAACAGGGCGGUUAUUUUCAGACGCUCCCUGCCCUCCCCGUUCCUGCGUGUCACAGGUCUGUCACUACCCCUGCCAUUCCGGAUUUGUAUUCCCCCGUCUCUGCAUCUGCCAUGUUUUAGUACACACCGAUAAGCUGAAGCCACGUACAAUUUCAGUUUCAUUUAGAACAAAACAAGGCUGGGUCUAGUCACCUGGAGUGAAGCUUUGUGAACCUCAUGAUGGGUGAAGGUAGCAUGUCCUCCCUGUCACUGAUGUAUAAAAACAUUCAGAUGUUAAUCAUCUCCAUUGCAAUGGCUUGUUAUGAUUGGUUACAGUCAGUUUGGGACACAUGCUAGCCCCACCCAGGGAGUUCAAAAUUGCAUUCUCUUCUGUUUUUUAUUUAGGUCCUGGAUGGCUGCAGUUUAAUUUUGGCUUUCCGUGAUUCCGUUUGGUCCGUGAUUCUCAUUAGAUAGAUGAACUCGGUGAAAGUUCCUUAGCAACGCACACUCCCCUAUGAUUGGAUACAUGAGGAAGGAACAGAUCAGACAGAAAUUGCACAAAUGUUCACAACGAUGAAUUUUGAUCGACCAUGUCAUGCUUUUAGGAUGGCCACAAGUAGACAAUAUGGUGAUUAUAAUGUUAUAGUUGUGAAUUUAUUGAAACCUAUUCAUCUAUCCAUAUUCCAUCAUUACAGUGAUCUUAAUGAAGUUUUGUCUUGAUUCUCCAUGAAAUGUCAGCAACAGCUGCACAUACUGAAAUGUGUUUGGGAGAUGUCUGUGUAAUGCAUAGUGACACUUGGGUGCUUACAGGUUUGGAAACUCCGUCGUCUCAUGGUGGAAGAUGGCCAGUAGUAUCCAUUUUCUUUUUAUAUUAAUGUGCCCAGAUCCCAUCCAGCUGUGAUGCACUUCUUGAUGAACUGAAAAGAAACAUCAGCUUAAUUCGAUUUUAUUUAUUUAUACCUACGUGCUUUUAGUAUAUCAUUGAGCAUUGAGUUCUGUCCAGUCACUGAAAAAAUAAAUUAGGCAAAUUAGGCAAAGGUGGAAAAAAAAUAAACAAACCAAAAAAAGGUUUUUUCGUUCAUUAUACAAGCAUGUUCCGGUUGUAUUGAAUAGAGGCCAUGUCUUGUUUUCAGAUGCUAUGUGUCUUCAGUGUGUCCCACAUCCAGGGUUUAAAAAAUGACAUGCGUUAACACAAGUUGGGAAGAAAAAGAUAUUUGCUUCUACAUUUGCAAUGAGCUGCAUCUGGCUUGAUAUCAUGGUGACCAUAGUUUGAAGGAUGGAAGUUGAAAUGUACGUGGAGUUCCUUGGGAGGGUGGGGAGCGCGCAGUCUUUCGUGUGGUCCAUUGAUGUUUAACAUAGACAAGAGUAUUGCGGUGUGUCGUAAAAGCCUUAUCGUAGAAAGCGGUGUAUCUUCUUUUAGCCUACGAGUGAGAUCUCUUCGGUACGUUCAGGCCGAAGACCUUCCCCCCAACCGCCGUCACCGGUUGGCUCUUUCUCUCGAGGGCGCUGGGUUGGCGGGGGCCUCCUCCGAGCGCGGGCAGCCGUGCGGCGCUGCUGGUCGGACACGCGGCCUCAGACGGCGGAGACGAAAGAGGGAGAGCGAGAGCGAGAGAGAGUACAUAAUACCGAUGACAAAAUACAGUAAGCAAGGCCUCCGCACAGAGCACACUGCGUUCUGCGGCACUGCAUCACCGGCAGUUCUUGUUUUAGCUGGUCAUUUUUCGAGUCUGCUGUGGACCUCGUAGGAAAAAGGGUACGAGCAAACCCGUUGCCUGACGCGUUCUUUUUUGAAGUGCAUUAUGUCCUUAUAAACAAGUCGUACAAAACCUCUCAGACUCUUCUCAUUUAUACCAAUGUUGAUAUUCUGGUUUGUUUUCUAUGGCUAUAAUUGUACAUGUACCUUGUAUAUAGGUUUAAUAAUUAUAUUUAAUAAAGAAGCAUUUUUACAGCUUUAUGUGCAAAG
Messenger RNA from Conger conger (European conger), 7023 nucleotides. Its product is annotated as contactin-associated protein-like 5. The record is from RefSeq and is a predicted model, not a curated record. NCBI's taxonomy places the organism in Eukaryota, Metazoa, Chordata, Actinopteri, Anguilliformes, Congridae. The transcript has 24 exons. Bases 106 to 4014 code for a protein of 1302 amino acids.